Cynara cardunculus var. scolymus (artichoke) is the source of this 2315-nucleotide messenger RNA. RefSeq names its product pentatricopeptide repeat-containing protein At3g48810. Lineage: Eukaryota; Viridiplantae; Streptophyta; Magnoliopsida; Asterales; Asteraceae. Bases 322 to 2292 code for a protein of 656 amino acids. Gene Ontology annotation, molecular function: protein binding. The record is from RefSeq and is a predicted model, not a curated record. The transcript has a single exon.
CUAAUCAUCUUCUCAUCUGGGUUUCAUUUCGUUUUGGUUGUUUGUAAUGAUUCCAUGAUCCUCGGAAACGAAUUUUUUAUGUCUUCGACCAUGUGUUGAAUUCCUCCAUUUGGUAAUGAUCUCAUUCACCGUUUCUUGGAUUUUCGAAUUUCAAUUUCUCUGUGCCAUUCUUUCUCCUAUUUGUUAAUCAUUUCCGGUUACAGUGACUUUGAUCACUUUGAAAUCCCGUGUUCUGUUUGGGGAUUCUUCUUCUUUUGUGGAACGAGAUUUUGUGUUUUUGUGACUAUGAAAUGAUGAUUUGUGAUUUCAAUUUGGGACAAUAUGCAUUUGAAAGAGCAAUGUUUUUUGCUGCUAAGAGUCCACAAACCUUCAAUCCCUUUUGUUUUCAACACAAACACCACUCUCAAUCCACACAAUCACCAGAUCCAUAGAACAGAAUUGAGAGAAACUGAUGUCUUGAAGAGAUUGAAUCAUGAAAAAGACAUUACUUUGGCUCUUGAAUACUUCCAAUCCAUAUCCAAUUCGAAGAUGUUCAAACAUACGAGUCUCACUUACCAAACUAUUAUCCAAAAGCUUGGGGACGAAUGCGAUUUAGAUGGAGUUCAAUACCUCCUGCAGCAGAUGAAAUUGGAAGGCAUCAGUUGCUCUGAAGAUUUGUUCGUUAGUGUGAUCCGUUCUUACAGAAGAGCAGGAGCAGCUGAUCAAGCACUGAAAACAUUCUACAGAAUUCAAGAUUUUGGGUGUAAACCCACUGUUAAGAUUUAUAAUCAUCUGUUGGAUGCGUUGUUGAAUGAGAAUAGGUUUCAUAUGAUCAAUCCUAUUUACAGUAAUAUGAAGAGAGAUGGGAUGGAACCGGAUAAGUAUACAUAUAACAUCUUGUUGAAGGCAUUGUGUAAUAACAAUCGGAUCGAUGGUGCACGCAAGGUGCUCGUAGAAAUGUCUAAGAAAGGAUGUUCUCCAGAUGAAGUGAGUUACACGACGAUUGUUUCUUCUUUGUGUCAUCUUGGUAAGGUGAAUGAAGCAAAGGAGCUCGUUGAGAGUGUUAUCGGAGUUGUUCCUAUGGUUUCCGUGUAUAAUGCUUUACUCACGGGAAUAUGUAGAGAAGGCGAUUUAAAGGAUGCAUUUCGGUUGAUGGAAAAAAUGGUCGUUGAUGGGGUUACGCCCAAUGUAAUCACCUUCACAACAAUCAUAAACACCCUUUCGGAUCUUGGUGAAGUUGAGCUUUCGCUAGCGGUCUUCGCCAAGAUGAUCUUGAGACAAUGCAACCCAAACGUCUUUACUUUCACUUCUUUGAUUAAGGGUUUUUGGGCGAAAGGGAAAAUGGAACAAGCGUAUGAAGUUUACGACAAAAUGAACCGAGAGGGCGUUUUGCCAAAUGCCAUCACCUAUAACAUCAUGAUAAAUGGGUUUUGUUCUACUGGGAACAUGCAGAAAGCCGUGUCUUGUUUCCUUGAAAUGAAAAGAAGAUCGUGCACACCAAAUGUAACGACAUAUGGAACCUUAAUCAACGGCUAUGCAAAGUCCGGGGAUUUGAUAGGUGCAUCGGAGACAUGGAACGAGAUGAUGACACAAGGAUGCCACCCGAAUGUUGUGGUGUACACAUCCAUGGUGGACGUCCUUUGUCGUAAUUUCAUGUUCGACGAAGCCCAUCGCCUUAUUGACACCAUGAACUGCCCACCAAAUGCGGCAACCUUCAAUGCAUUCAUUAAAGGUCUCUGCAAAAAUGGAAAGGUAGAUUCAGCAAUGAAGUUAUUCCUCCGAAUGGGAAGCUCGGCUAAUUUGACAACGUACAACGAGCUUUUGAACGGGUUUACGAAAGUCAACGACUUUACAGCAGCAUCUGACCUCGUACGCGAGAUGGAAGAAAGCGGAAUCGGGCUUAAUGUGGCCACAUAUAACACGAUGAUCAACAUGCUUUGUUGUAACGGGAUGGUUAACGAGGGUUUGAAGGUGAUGGCGAAGAUGGUGGUCAAAGGGGUGAAACCGGAUGCGAUCACUUUGAACGUGAUGAUAUAUGGGUGUUGUAAGUGUGGUCGGGUUGAUCUCGUUGGUCAACUGUUGGAAGGGAUGCGACAAGAAGGUUGGCGGGCCGAUUUGGUUACGUACACGAGUCUCGUGUAUGGGAUGUGUGAGUCGGGCGGCGUCGAAGAAGCCGAGGAAUGGGUUGGGAGAAUGGUGAAGGAUGGGGUUUAUCCAGACAUGGGGAUAUGGAGUGUUUUGGUUAGGUGUUUGUGGAGCGAGAUUGGGUAUGAAGGUGCAACAGAUUUGGUUGAUAGCAUCUUGGUGAAUUGAAAUUUGCAUGUGGAACUCAUUUC